Messenger RNA from Verruconis gallopava, 2217 nucleotides. RefSeq lists its product as uncharacterized. NCBI's taxonomy places the organism in Eukaryota, Fungi, Ascomycota, Dothideomycetes, Venturiales, Sympoventuriaceae. Gene Ontology annotation, molecular function: L-ascorbic acid binding; iron ion binding; peptidyl-proline dioxygenase activity. Gene Ontology annotation, cellular component: cytoplasm. Bases 25 to 1953 code for a protein of 642 amino acids. The transcript is spliced from 2 exons. The record is from RefSeq and is a predicted model, not a curated record. Gene Ontology annotation, biological process: regulation of translational termination; peptidyl-proline hydroxylation.
CGCAAAUUCGUAACUCAAAGACCCAUGAUGACUGGAAAACGAAAGAACGAGGAGCCACAUGUGAUCAAUGGCUCGAAUAAAAAGCGUGCAUUAACGGAUCAGGAAGCGCAAUUGUGUUUUGGACCUGAUAUUUUUGCUAGGAGAGACGAGUUCGCGGAGCAAUAUGCAAACUCCCAACCGUACAAGCAUGGCGUCAUCCAAGGCUUAAUAGACCCCGAACUUUUGCGCAACGUCCGAUCUGAGAUCCAAGAGCAUCUUCAUUUCACACCGAAAGAGACAGACAUAUACAAGAUUCACCAAUCGGGGGACCUUGCCAACCUUGAUGGGCUCGAUGACUCGUCGCUCGCGCGUCUCCCGUCCUUACUCAAGCUUCGCGAUGCGUUAUACUCUCCCGCAUUUCGCAAGUACAUAUCCCAUAUUGCUGGUGCAGGACCCGUGAGUGGCCGUAAAACGGACAUGGCGAUCAACGUGUAUACACCGACAUGCCAUCUUUUGUGUCACGAUGAUGUUAUUGGAACGAGAAGGAUAAGUUACAUUCUGUACUUGACGGACCCUGACAUUCCGUGGAGAGCAGAAUGGGGUGGAGCAUUAAGAUUGUAUCCCACUCAGAAGAUGACAAGCGAAGAUGGUAACGAAGUCAUUGUGCCAAGUCCGGAAUUUUCGCUGAGCAUACCUCCUGCCUUCAACCAGCUAAGCUUCUUCGCGAUCCAGCCUGGUGAAAGCUUUCAUGAUGUAGAAGAAGUGUACGUGAAGAAGGAUGGUAACGGCGAGGUCGAUGGCGGCCGAAUCCGGAUGGCAAUCAGCGGAUGGUUUCACAUCCCACAGGAGGGCGAGGAAGGCUAUGAAGAGGGGCUUGAGGAGAAGCUUGCAGAACGAAGCUCGUUGAGCCAGUUGCAAAGCAAAGAGGCAGCUGAAUUUGAUUUGCCGAAACCGCAAUGGAAGGAGAUUGAGCCAGCAGCUAAAGUUGAAGAAGACGAGGCUCCUUUCUCCGAUGCAGAAAUGGAGUGGCUAUUGCGCUUCAUUAAUCCAAAUUAUCUAACACCAGACACUGUGGAAGCUAUUGCAGAGAGUUUCGAGGAAAACUCUGUCGCCACGCUUGCGGACUUUUUGCAUCCCAAAUUUGCCCAGAAGCUGAAGGAAUACAUCGAAAGUCAGGAUUCGGACCCAUCAGGCUCGAUACCGUUCCUUUCGCCCACACAGAAUCAGGUAAAUAUUGCUCGACCACCUCACAAGCACCGAUACGUUUAUCGACAACCGGUUUCUGGAGUGAAGGAGACGCCAGCAGAUACACCACUAGAUCAGCUGAUCGAACAUCUACUGCCCUCUCAGCUGUUUACAAGAUGGCUGUCUUUGAUUACUGGUCUGACUUUCACACGCGCUGAGCACAUGGCUCGUCGCUUUCGGAAAGGGAAGGAUUACACCCUUGCAACGUCUUAUGACGACCCCAAUCCACAGCUUGAAAUUUGCCUUGGAAUAACCCCUUCGCCAGGCUGGGGUGCAACCGAAGACGAUGAUGACGAAGAAGAUGGUGAAUCAAAGAAGGCAACAUCGAACGGCACGUCGAACGGUAAAGCGAAGUUGGCGGAAGACGGGCCGGCACCCGAACCCGUGGGUGGCUAUGAAAUGUAUAUGGCAGGUGACGAUGACGACGAGGGUGAUGACGAAGCAUCCAAUGACGGUGUCGAAGUGCCCAGCAGUGCAACGGGUGCUGGUCAAAGAAGAAAAGCAAAAGCCGAUCCGGCGAUCUACAAGAGCAGUGCUGAAGACGAAGAUGACGGUGUGCUUUUCACAAACCCUGCCAACUGGAACACGUUAAGCUUAGUGCUCAGAGAUACUGGCGUGAUGAAAUUUGUCAAAUACGUCAGCGAGAGCGCCAAGGGGGACCGCUGGGAUGUCAUUGGCAACUACUCUGUUGCAAAUGACGAUGAGGAUGAGGAGCAAGAUGCCGAAUGACAAAAUUUAACAAGAUGCAGACCGUAAAAAAUCGUGCGUGCGAGUUUCGUGUACUUCUUGAGGUGUUUUUUUUUCUCUAGUAGUAAAGGGUUUUUAGGAUCAGCUUCUUCGGACGAGUCCGCUUCAUGAGUUCCAUGAAUAGGACGACAUUGUUCACUUACACCAGACUUUUUUGCUUGAGACUAGAUCAACGUAUUCCCCCCUACAUCCUUGUCCGACGGAAUUUCUGUCUAGAGAGCAAAUAUCAUUAUCCCUGAUCCUUCA